Messenger RNA from Eublepharis macularius, 819 nucleotides. RefSeq names its product aurora kinase B-like. Gene Ontology annotation, biological process: mitotic spindle organization; protein phosphorylation; regulation of cytokinesis. The record is from RefSeq and is a predicted model, not a curated record. Gene Ontology annotation, molecular function: ATP binding; protein kinase activity. NCBI's taxonomy places the organism in Eukaryota, Metazoa, Chordata, Lepidosauria, Squamata, Eublepharidae. The transcript has 6 exons. Gene Ontology annotation, cellular component: chromosome passenger complex; spindle microtubule; spindle midzone. Bases 1 to 819 code for a protein of 272 amino acids.
AUGUGGUGCAUUUCUGACUUCGAAAUCGGCAAGCCACUUGGCAAAGGGAGGUUUGGUGCUGUGUACUUGGCCCGGAGCAAAGAGACUCACUUCAUCUUGGCCUUAAAAGUUAUAUUCAAGUCUGCCAUGGAGAAGGCACAGCUAGAACACCAACUCCGAAGAGAAAUAGAAAUCCUGUGUCACCUCAGGCAUCCAAAUAUCCUAAGGAUGUAUAAUUACUUUCACGACCAGACACGGAUCUUCCUGAUGCUGGAAUAUGCUCCAAGAGGGGAGCUGUACAAAGAGUUACAGAAAAAGAAAUACUUUGAUGACACUAGAACUGCAACGUAUAUGGAAGAAAUAUCCGAAGCUCUGAUAUACUGUCACGCUCAGAAAGUAAUCCAUAGAGACAUUAAGCCGGAAAACCUUCUGUUAGGUUUAAGAGGGGAGCUGAAGCUGGCAGACUUUGGCUGGUCGGUGCAUGCUCCAUCGCUAAGGAGGACCACGUUGUGUGGCACUACAGACUACCUUGCUCCAGAAAUGAUAGCAGGGAGUCCCCAUGAUGAAAACGUUGACGUGUGGUGUGUGGGUGUGCUUUGUUACGAGUGUCUCGCAGGUUAUGCUCCAUUUGAAGCAGCCACUCGGUUAGAGACAUUCAGAAAAAUAAGAGAGGUUAAUAUGACAUUUCCUUCUUGGAUGUCUGAUGGCGCCAGGGACCUGAUUUCCAAAAUACUUAAUCGUACACCUUCUCUGCGACUACCUCUGAAAGCAAUCAUAGAACAUCCCUGGAUCUUGAACCAUUCCUCUUCGGAUCUAUCUAUGCGCCGCAGUCCUAUGUAA